UUUAGACUACAAAUGUUGCGAUCUGUGUAUGUUUUUCUUGAAAUUAAUACGAUAUUUGUUGAUUCUUGCUACUACUACAGUUCUGUAUCAUUUUUAUGCACUGUGUAAGUUGUUCAGAAUUUUGGAUGUUAUUUUAUAUUACUUUGGAAUUUUUGGAUCUUCAAUGUAUAUAGCAAUUUGGGGUUUCUUUAGGAUACAAUAUUAUGAUUUUGGGUGAGGUUGGAUUGUGCUUUUAUAUGUGUGUUUACUUUCAGUUUUAUUAUGGUGCUAAUUUCAUAUGGGUAGAGUUAACUAAUUUUAGAAAAUCUUCUAGUGGAUAACAUUGGAACUUACAAAUAAUUGUAAAAAAUGAUGUAGCAUUAAGAAAUAAGGGUGCCACAUUAUUUCAAGUCAAGAUCAGUUGUAAUGCAUGCAUCACCCUUCUAUUUCUCUGAAUGGAGGAGCCUUCUUUUUAAUUCUCACUCUCUGCAAGACUGGAAUCUUGAACUGUCGAGUGCUAGUUUCUGUGAGGGCUUAUUUUUCAAUCUGAAACACAAAAAUUUGCCCUUUGCUUGAUCGGUGGGGUUUAUCUUCUUGUGCCUUUCUUUGUCUUUACAGAACAUAAUUCCUUGCUUUGUUUUCUGUCCCUUUUCAGUAUUCACACCACUCUUUCUCAGAUUUCAAUGGUAUAUCCUUUUCUUUCUUAGCUUCCACUAUUUUGCAUCAAUCCACAUGCAUUUCUUUGUCUGAUCUGCGUUGGAUGUAAGAGUUCCUUUUUAUUCUUUUACAUUUCAUUUUUAUUUAUAUGCUGAGUGAGAAAGAGAGGUGGUGGUAGGGUUCAAUAGCUGAGGGGCCUUUGGUGCAGCAAUCUUGUGUCUGAGAAAGAAAAGGUUGCCUCUGUUUGUUAUAUUCAGUGAUUUCAGGAGUUUUUGGUUAGCCUGAAGUUCUAUUCAUCAUAUAUUGUUGAUCUGGAUAAAAGUUUUCUAUUGGUUAGUGGGACCUGGAUGAUUGAAUUGGCGUUGCUAGUAAUAUAGCUUAGUUUGCUCUCUGUAUACUACUGAGGUAUGUCGUCUGUUGAUGUAUCAAAAUAUGAACAUAGUCCUGUCCACAAGACCAUAAUUUUGAAGGACUAUGCUGGUCUGAGGAGAAUUCUUGCGGGCCUUCCCCGACUUUGUGAUCCAUCUGAGAUUCAUACAGAAUCGGUCUCACUUGCGGAAGAAGCUAAGGCUGAUGCCAUAGCUGCUGCAAUUGACAGACGUGAUGUCCCUAACCGAGACACUCCACUUCAUUUGGCCGUUAAAUUUGGUGAUGAGACUGCAGCGGAGAUGCUUAUGCUUGCAGGGGCAGAUUGGAGCUUGCAGAAUGAACACGGUUGGAGUGCGCUACAGGAAGCAAUAUGUAAUAGGGAAGAAGGCAUUGCUAAAAUCAUAGUUAGGCAUUACCAGCCAUUAGCUUGGGCAAAAUGGUGUAGAAGGUUGCCUCGAUUGAUUGGGACGAUGAGAAGGAUGAGAGAUUUUUAUAUGGAGAUUACAUUUCAUUUUGAGAGCUCAGUCAUCCCUUUCAUUUCGAGAAUCGCCCCAUCUGAUACUUACAAGAUCUGGAAGAGGGGUGCAAAUUUGAGGGCAGAUAUGACUUUGGCUGGUUUUGAUGGUUUCAGAAUACAACGUGCUGACCAGAGUAUUCUGUUCCUUGGUGACGGCUCAGAGGAUGGUCAAGUGCCUCCCGGAUCACUUUGCAUGAUUUCACACAAAGAUAAGGAGGUAAUGAAUGCUUUGGAUGGUGCAGGUGCUCCAGCAAGUGAGGCAGAAGUGCAACAAGAAGUGACUGCAAUGUCUCAGACAAAUAUAUUUAGGCCUGGGAUUGACGUGACUCAAGCAGUUCUUUUACCUCAAACAACAUGGAGGAGACAGGAGAAAACAGAACUGGUGGGUCCUUGGAAAGCUAAAGUGUAUGAUAUGCAUAAUGUGGUCGUCAGCAUUAAGUCAAGGAGGGUGCCAGGUGCCAUGACGGAUGAUGAGUUCUUUAACUCUUCCAAUGAAAAUGAAACAGAGAAUGAGUUUGAUGAUAUCUUGACGGAGGAAGAGAGAAGGCAACUUGAGGUUGCUCUUAAGAUGGACUCCUCAGAUUUGAGCAAUGAAAAUAGUAAUUGUAUUAUUGCACAUCGUCAUAGUUGUUAUGACCAAAGGGAUAUUCCCAUUGAGGACAUAAAUGGUUGCAUGAAUGGAGAAACCAAGCAGGAAAAGAAAGGAUGGUUCAGUGGCUGGAGGAGACGGGAAAAUAAACAAGAAAAUGAGAAAAAGAUUGUUCCACCAAGAAGCUCUUUGUGUAUGGAAGAAAAAGUUAAUGAUCUUCUAGAGGACUCUCCUCGAAGUCAAAAUAGACCAGGUAGGCACUCUGUUGACGUGGUUGUGAAACGUGAUGAGCUUCGGAGAGGAAGAGACGGUAAAUCUCCUUCAUCAACAAAUAGUGAAAGUGGAAAUAGACGGAAGGAUGGAAGCCGGGAAAAUGAGUAUAAGAAAGGUUUGAGGCCUAUUCUCUGGCUUUCCCCAGAUUUUCCAUUGCGAACAGAAGAACUCCUUCCAUUGCUUGACAUCUUAGCAAACAAAGUUAAAGCUAUACGGCGGUUGAGAGAGUUGUUUACUACGAAACUACCCAAGGGGACCUUCCCGGUCAAGGUUGCCAUUCCAGUAGUUCCCACUAUCAGGGUGAUGGUUACAUUUACGAAGUUCGAAGAGCUGCAGCCACUAGAUGAGUUUUCAACACCCCCAUCGAGUCCAACUCCUGUUUCCAAAGAGAGCCCUUCUGUAUCUCAGUCAUCAGGUUCAUCUUGGUUCCAGUGGAUAAAAUCUCCUUAUCAACGUUCAAGUUUAUCUAGAGGUGGCCCAAGCAGCAGGACUGAUACUACUCAAGACCCGUUUGCAAUUCCUUCCGACUAUUCAUGGAUUACUGCUGAAGCAAAGAAAAAGAAAAUGCAGGAAAAGAGCAAAGCUAAGAAAGUAAAGAGUCAGAAGUAGUAUUGAGGAUGCAACUUUUGUUCUACGUUGUCACCUGGGACAAAUCUCUAUAAAGGAGCACUACCAACACCAAACUGAUAUAGUUGUUUGGUUGAUACUCUGAUUUCCUACUUAGACAAAUAGCAGAUAUUGUUGAGGUAUUACGUGGUAAGAAUAUCAUUGUGGGGGGUAUUAUAGUCUGAAUCUGGUAUAUCAUUGUGGGGGGUUUAUAGAAGUUCAAAGUUGUGAUUCUUAUAACCAUUAUGACAAUUGUUUCACGUCUGGAUUGGACGGUCCGCCAUUUCUUGCCGUGACUGCUUCUCCAUGGCGUUUUAGCUUCUUUACUGACAGAUUUGAGGGGAUCUUGUAUAUUCUUUUUUUCUCUCGUCAUUGUUUCUUAAGUGGUCCAUUACAAUUUGAACCACCAGUGUUGUACGUUUAACGCGUUGAAGAAAAAGGCAUAACAGGUAGUUUGAGUUUGCU
Molecule: messenger RNA, 3455 nt
Organism: Sesamum indicum (sesame)
Lineage: Eukaryota; Viridiplantae; Streptophyta; Magnoliopsida; Lamiales; Pedaliaceae
Cellular component (GO): cytoplasm
Molecular function (GO): protein binding
Source: RefSeq, a predicted model, not a curated record